AUGAAACGUUCACUUAUUGAGUGGGAUGAAGGAUGGAACUCUAUUCAGGAGAGGACGAACAAGCUGAACAGGGUUAUAGAGGGAUUAUCUGAGAAUCCAUUCGACGCAGAAGAUUUUAUGAUGCUUUACACAACUAUCUACGACAUGUGCACUCAAACACCUCCUCAUGAUUAUUGUCAACAGCUAUAUGACAAAUAUAAGGAGACAAUCGAGCAACAUAUUACUUCGAAAGGGUUGCCCUCUCUCGCAGAGAAGCAUGAAGAGUUUAUACUGCAGGAGUUUGUCAAAAGUUGGGAAAGACAUAAAGUUCGGGUUAGGCGGAUGUCGCACUGCUUUUUUUUUCUUGCUCGCCACUUCAUCCCCAGUAGAUCACUUACUAACCUAGAAGAAGUUGGACUUAACUGCUUCCGUGAGUUAAAUCUUAGAGCGAGAGUUGCUGCAUUUGGUCUUAUUGAUAGAGAACGUGAGGGAGAGCGAAUUGACAGAGGGCUGUUGAAGAAUGUGAUGGAUAUAAUUGUUGAAAUGGGAACAGAGAAAAUGGAUGCUUACAAGGAGGACAUUGAAGCACACUUGCUAAAAAGUACCGGUGAGUACUAUUCGCGUAAAGCAUCGAGUUGGAUUGCGGAGGAAAGUUACAUGGAUUACAUGGUGAAGGCCGAGUUAUGCUUGAGAAGGGAGAGGAAUAUAGUUUCUCAUUACUUGCAUUCAAGCAGUGAGAAGAAGCUGGUGGAGAAAGUGGAACAUGAGUUGUUUGAACCUCUUGCUAAUGCAUUUAAACAGAAAGUUAGUCUUGAAGUUAAAGCUUUGGUCCAACAGGCUAAAGAUGAUGCAUCAAGUAACCAGGAUUUCAAUGGAGCUUAUGGCAUGCAGGAACAUGUCCUUGUCCGAAAUAUACUCGAGCUUCACACUAAGUACCUGGCUUUUUUCAAUGAUUGCUUGAUAAAAAACUAUAUCUUUCACAGGGCUCUGAGUGACGCUUUUGAUCUAUUUUGGAAUGGACCUGUUGCUGGUAGUUUAGGUGCUGAAUUACUAGCUGCAUUCUGUGAUAAUCUCCUUAAAAACGAUGGGAAUGAGAAGUUGAGUGAUGAGGCCACCGAAGACACACUUGAGAAGGUUGCUAAUCUGGUUUCUUAUAUGAGGUCCAUGGACCUUUUCAUAGAAUUCUACAAGAAAAGACUUGUUCCUCGACUGCUGUUUGAUCGGAGUUCCAACUUGGAACGUGAAAAAAGUUUUGUAACAAAUUUGAAACGGAAAUUGGGUGGAACGUUCUUGACCUCUAGGAUUGAUAAAAUGGUCGAAGAUAUGACAUGGACUGGGGACAAUAAGACCAGCUUCGCGGAAUAUCUUCACAGUAAUCCAAAUGUAAAUCCUGGAAUGGAUUUUACCGUCACUGUUCUCACAACUGGUUUGUGGCCAAGUUAUAAACCAUUUAACCUUAACCUUCCUGCAGAGAUGAAGAACUGCAUUGAAGCUUUUGAGGGAUUCUACGAAACAAAAAAGAAAAGUAGAAAACUUAAUUGGAUCAACUCAUUGGGAACUUGCUACAUUAACAGCAACUUUGAGUCAAAAACCAUCGAACUAGUUGUGUCAAGCUGUCAGGCUGCUCUCCUGCUGCUUUUCAGUGAUGCAGAUAGAUUGAGCUAUUCCGAAAUAUUCACUCAGUUAAAUCUUGACCAUGAUGACUUGGUUCGGACUCUUUAUUCAUUGUCAUGUGGCAAGUACAAGAUCCUCCUGAAGGAGCCUAAUACAAAGAAUAUAUCACCAAAUGACAGCUUUGAGUUCAACUCUAAGUUCACAGGCAGAAUGAAAAGAAUCAAGAUUCCUCUCCUACCCUUGUAUGAAACGAAGGAGGUGAUCAAAGAAGUCGAGAAGGACAGGCAAUAUGCUAUCGAUGCUGCAAUUACCCGGAUUAUGAAGAAGCAGAAAGUUUUGGAUCUUCAACAAUUGUUUGUGGAGUGUGUUGAAAAGUUGGCACAUAUAUUCAAGCCUGACAUAAAAACACUCAAGAAGCGUAUUGAAAAUCUUAUUGACCGAGACUACUUGGAGAGGGACAAGGAAAACCACAACAUUUUUAAGUAUCUUGUAUGA
Molecule: messenger RNA, 2088 nt
Organism: Prunus avium (sweet cherry)
Lineage: Eukaryota; Viridiplantae; Streptophyta; Magnoliopsida; Rosales; Rosaceae
Source: RefSeq, a predicted model, not a curated record